GUUUUCCUGGAAUUAGAUCUGUUGCCUUAGAGCUCAGGGGAAGAAAGGCCAGUGAUGCAACGGUUAGGAGGAGUUACUGGGAAAUCAGCAGCUGGUAGCAGAAGGACCACACGGGAGGGAGGGUUGAGCCCAGAGCUUAAGUGGGGGAGUCUCACCUUUGCUUCUUAAUGAAAGGAUGUCACCCCUCGCGGUCCUAAUCUACCCUCCUCUCCUCCUAUUGUUUAUCUAUCAUGCAGAUGCAAUGAAUGUGAUCAAGGUACGUCCAUUCGACAAUAUUUCUCUGCCCUGCCAUUUCUCCUUUGUGGAUAGUACAGAUGGCUUAUCCUUCACCUGGGAGAGGGAAGAUAUCAAGGAGGAGAAUGAAGUAGAAGAUAAAGAAUUUUACAAAUUUUUUGUCGGACUUCAUGAUUUUUAUCAGUUUUAUCCAAAGGUGAUAUAUAGCUUUAGCGACAACAUGGAACAAGAGGAAGAGCGGAAUUCUCUCUAUGAAGGCAGGGUCUGGGUAGAUGAGGAGGAGAUUCCUGAGGGCAGCCUGACACUCAUCCUGCAGCAAGUUCAGUUUUCUGAUGAGGCUCUGUAUAUAUGUAAGGCCACUAAUUCACGGGGCAGAGGGUUAAGAAAAAUGAAGCUCAUUGUGGAUGAUGCUGAAGAGCCACAGGUGCAGUUCAGCACAGUCGAUGAUACACUUGUGGCCAAGUGCAUCUCAGCUGGCUGGUACCUUAUGCCAAAGGUAACCUGGCGUAACCGCAAGGAAGAGGAUCUGUCCAGCUACUCCAAAACAGAGAUUUUAGAAGAGAAACAGGAUGGGUCGUACAGGGUGGUGUCUACUUUACAUUACCCUGUAUUGCUCCAUGAAAUCUACACAUGUCACAUUGAAGAGGAUGAUGUGCUCAACAGACCUGUUAGAUCCAUCCACAAAGUCCCAAAGAGGAAGUAUCAUAAUAUGUACAAUCACUACUAGGAAAUCCAAACCUAGUUGAUGCAGCUUGUGAAGAGCUCAUUCCUUCAUCACAUCAGCUCUGUACCGUGCCUGCAACAGCAGAAGGA
Molecule: messenger RNA, 1047 nt
Organism: Candoia aspera
Lineage: Eukaryota; Metazoa; Chordata; Lepidosauria; Squamata; Candoiidae
Product: butyrophilin subfamily 2 member A2-like
Exons: 4
Coding region: 176-961 (261 amino acids)
Biological process (GO): T cell receptor signaling pathway; regulation of cytokine production
Cellular component (GO): external side of plasma membrane
Molecular function (GO): signaling receptor binding
Source: RefSeq, a predicted model, not a curated record